CACAAAAAAAAAAAAAAAAAGUGAAUGAUUUGUUUCCUAGUCCCUCUAUGUUCAUUUUGGGGCUUAGACAACAUCACAUUACAUCUCACACAAAUCAUACUUCACAAAAAGCCACCUUUUCUUCUUCUUCUAAUUCUAAAUCCCUAACUAUCUCCCCCAAAAAUCACAUUACAGGCUUCCAUGAAUAAUCCCACCUUCAAUCCAUCAAAUUCACCCACAACCAAACCCUAAAAACCCUAAUUUCCAACUUCAUUUCACCUCAUUCUUCCCAAACCCCCCAACAUGCGCCACCUGCAACUCCUCCUCAUCUUCCUCUACGCCGCCGCCGCCGCCACCGCCGACGCACCACCGCCGGAAGAAAUUCGAGCCCUACUAGAGUUCCGCAAAGGGAUCACUACAGAUCCCCUAGGUAAAAUCUCCAAUUCAUGGAACAUUUCCACCUCCGAUCCAGCUUCAGUUUGCCCUAAUUUCUACGGCAUUACAUGCGAUGAACAAACGGGUCGGGUUGUAUCCAUUAAUCUUGACCGGAUUCAGUUGACCGGUGAAAUAAAGUUUAGUACUUUGCUUAUGUUGAAAAAUUUGAAGAACUUGAGCUUGUCUGGGAACCGAUUGACCGGCCGGAUUGUUCCGAAUCUCGGGUCAAUGUUUUCGCUUCAGUAUUUAGAUCUGUCUGGUAAUGAGUUUUAUGGGCCUGUUCCUGAAAAGAUUAAUGAUCUGUAUGGUUUGAGUUAUCUUAAUUUGUCUAGGAAUAAUUUCACCGGCGGCUUUCCGAAUGGGAUUGGGAACUUGCAGCAGCUGGCGGUUCUCGAUCUGCAUUCGAAUUCGUUGUGGGGGGAUUUAGGGGUGUUGUUUUCUCAACUUAGGAAUGUGCAGUAUGUUGACUUGAGUGAUAAUGCGUUUUACGGGUCUUUAUCGAUCGAUGGUGGUGUUAUUCCGAGUGUGGUUAAUACGGUGCAGUAUGUGAAUUUGAGUCGGAAUCGGUUGGGUGGUGGGUUUUUUAGUGAUGAUGUAUUUGUUUUGUUUAGGAAUUUGCAUGUUUUGGAUUUGAGUGAUAAUGGGUUGAAUGGGAAGUUGCCGUCGUUUGGGGGGUUGCCGAAUCUUGAGGUUUUGAGGUUGAGUAAUGCGCAGUUGUUUGGGCCGAUACCGGAAGAGCUUUUGGAGAGCUUGAUUCCGUUGAAAGAGCUGGAUCUUAGUCGGAAUGGCUUUUCAGGUUCGAUUCCGAAAAUCAACUCUACCAGUUUGAUCACGUUGAAUCUAUCAUCAAACGAAUUAUCAGGCUCGUUACCACCGUCUUUAGGAAACUGUCAGAUAGUCGAUUUGAGCAACAAUCUACUCUCCGAUGACAUCAUGGUUUCCGAAAAAUGGGAAUCACCCCUACAAGUUCUUGAUCUGAGCUCAAAUAAGCUAAUCGGGAAUUUCCCCAACUUAACACAUUUUAACGCACUGGUUUCACUAAAUCUAGGAAACAACUCAUUAAAAGGCGUGCUACCGUCUAUCCUGAUACCCAAUCUGGUUUUUCUCGACCUCAGUAGGAACGAACUUGACGGGCCGAUUCCACCCGGGUUAUUCACUUCAAUGACUUUGAACCAUCUGGAUCUUUCGAAUAACCGUUUGACGGGCCCGAUUCCUCUUCACGGAUCACAAGAAAAAUCUUUAAUCGAAUUAUCGUCGUAUCCACCCAUGGAGUUUCUCGAUCUUUCCUAUAAUACGUUAACGGGUGCAUUGUCGUCAGAUAUCGGCAACUUCAGGAGGCUUAGAGUGUUAAAUCUUGGAAAUGACGGGUUAUCGGGUGAAUUACCAAACGAUUUGACGAAACUUAGUCUAUUGGAGUUUCUUGAUUUAUCGAAUAAUCAUUUCAACGGUAAGAUUCCCGAAAAACUUUCGUCAGAGUUGACGUUUCUUAACGUGUCGGGUAAUGAUUUAUCCGGGAAAAUUCCGGAGAACUUGAGGAAUUUCUCGAAUGCUUCGUUUUAUCCGGGAAACCCGUCUCUGAUCACACCAAUCGGUGGUCUGCCACCUGCUAACGCUGACGGUUUUGCAUCAGGGUCACCAAACGGUGGGAAAGGUCACUCGAAGUCUAGCAUUAAAAUAGCGAUUAUAGUUGCUUCUGUUGUAGCUGCAUUAAUGAUAGCUUUUGUGUUAUUGGCGUAUUAUCGAGCACAAAUCGGAGAUUUUCGUGUUAAAACUGCGUUUGGUGGUCAAACAAGUUUGACAAGUAGAGAUAUAAAACAUGGAGGAAUAUCUAGCCGACCGACGACAUCACUGAGUUUUUCAAACGCUCACUUACUUACUUCAAAUUCUGGACAGUCGGAGAUUGGCGGUGACAUUGUGGAGCCUCCCGCAAUGCCGCCUGCUUAUGCCACUAGUUCGGCAUCCAUGAUUCCCAAUCUGAUCGACACCGACCCUACACCAUCCGGAAGAAAAUCUUCUCCGGGUUCACCCGUGGGUUCAUCGCCCCGUUUUGUCGAGACAAUCGAACAGCAAGUGACGCUAGACGUGUAUUCACCAGAUCGGUUUGCGGGUCAACUGUAUUUCUUUGACCCGAGACCUCAAUUAUCGUUUACAGCUGAAGAUCUGUCGCGGGCCCCAGCUGAGAUUCUUGGAAGAAGCAGCCAUGGGACACUGUAUAAAGCCACGCUAGGUGGCGGACAUAUGUUGACCGUGAAGUGGUUGAGGGUCGGGUUGACCAAAGAUAAGAAAGAAUUUGCCAAAGAGAUUAAGAAGAUCGGAACCAUGAAUCACCCUAAUGUUGUGCGGUUAGUCGCGUAUUAUUGGGGCCCGCGAGAACAAGAGAGACUUACGUUGGCUAAUUACAUUGAAGGAGAUAGCUUGGCGUUACAUCUUUAUGAAACGACCCCUCGAAGGUACUCAUUACUAUCAUUUAACCAACGGCUAAAAGUUGCUAUCGAUGUGGCUAGAGGCUUGUCCUACCUUCAUGGGAGGGGCAUACCGCAUGGAAACCUUAAACCGACAAACAUAAUCUUAGAAGGCCCGCAAUACAAUGCCCGGCUUACCGACUUCGGUCUCCACCGGCUCAUGACACCUGCAGGCAUAGCUGAGCAAAUUCUAAACCUUGGUGCACUUGGUUACCGGGCCCCUGAACUUGCAAACGCAUCGAAACCUGUCCCGUCAUUCAAAGCCGAUGUGUAUGCAUUUGGUGUCAUCUUGAUGGAACUAUUAACCCGAAGAAGUGCGGGUGACAUUAUCUCGGGUCAAUCUGGUGCUGUUGAUCUAACCGAUUGGGUUCGGUUGUGUGACCAGGAGGGUCGGGUGAUGGAUUGUAUUGACCGAGACAUUGCAGGUGGUGAACAGCAGUCGAAAGCGAUGGAUGAUUUGCUUGAAGUAUCACUCCGGUGCAUACUCCCGUUAACUGAAAGGCCGACAGUGAGACAGAUCUUGGAAGAUUUAUGUGCCAUAUCUGUUUGAAAAGCUUUUGUACAAUGUGUUUUUGUUUGUUUAUUUUCUUGGUUCAUUGGUUUCGGGCCUUCGAAUUCGGGCUUCGGGUUCGGGCUAAAACGGGUCGUAAUUCAUCGUCUUCUUCCUCCCUCAACCCUUGAUUUUUUGCUCUUAUUUUCUUGUGUAAAGUCCAUUGAUUGUUUCUGAUUUACUAAUUGCAGGAAGAAAAGAAUGUUUGCUUAAGUAGUCUUUUAUUUAUUUAAUUCUUAUUUUUUUACCUUAAA
This is a messenger RNA of Helianthus annuus (common sunflower), 3680 nucleotides long. RefSeq names its product probable inactive receptor kinase At5g10020. Gene Ontology annotation, biological process: protein phosphorylation. NCBI's taxonomy places the organism in Eukaryota, Viridiplantae, Streptophyta, Magnoliopsida, Asterales, Asteraceae. Gene Ontology annotation, molecular function: ATP binding; protein binding; protein kinase activity. The record is from RefSeq and is a predicted model, not a curated record. The transcript has 3 exons. Bases 283 to 3426 code for a protein of 1047 amino acids.